AUGACAUCGAAGACUUGCUCCAUCUGCGGCUCCACGCAGACGACGAUUAUGGACGGUUUAAUGUACUGUGCGACAUGCGGAACCCAGAUAUUCGAUUUUCGUGAAGUAGAAGCGGACGAUGAUGGGAUUGUCUGCGGUACUGCAAAGGUGAGGACCAAGAAAUCGAGAGAACUUCUUGACAAGUCGAAGGCGAGCACUUCUGGGGAAGAUCUGUCCACGUCAUCAGGCCGAAAACGACGCAAGUGUACAGUCCAUAUCACAGGCAAAAAGAGGCGUUUCCGCGUACUCUCGGCGACACCUGCACCUGCUAGUGGUCACUAUUCGCUCAAGCACACUUCACA
This is a messenger RNA of Cooperia oncophora, 341 nucleotides long. Lineage: Eukaryota; Metazoa; Nematoda; Chromadorea; Rhabditida; Trichostrongylidae. The record is from the annotation of a GenBank genome assembly.